CAGAACAUACAGGGCUCGUGUUCACUUCUGAGGAUCCUUUGACUGGAAAGUCAGCAGUUAGGUGCGUUCAGAUCCGUUCAGACAGAUAGAGGAGCAUCACGUGCACAUUAUUUCUUUGAGAAGUUGUGCAUUGAGUUUGUCUCGAGCACAUGUCAUCUGUCACACAUCAUGGACUGGGGUUUUGAUUUGUGGGAUCAGCAAGAUGUGAUUGAACGUCACACUCAGUGUGGACUGGAACAGCUGGAGCGAUACGUGAAGUUUGUCAAAGAGAGAGCCGAAAUCGAACAGAAUUAUGCCAAACAGCUCAGGAAUCUGUCUAAGAAGUACUCCAGACGGGGCAUCAAGGAAGAUCAUGAGAUGAAAUUGACCAAUCAGCAGGCGUUUCAGGAGGUGCUGAAUGAGCUGAACGACUACGCCGCCCAGAGAGAGCAGCUGUCCGAGAUCAUGACGGUGACCAUCUGUGUCGACCUCACCAAAAACAUUCAUGAGCUACGGCAAGAACGCAAGAACUAUUUCUUGGAAAUCAAGAAGUGUCAGCAGAACCUCGAAGGCACGCUCAAACAGCUUGACCUUACUAAGAAAAGAUUUGAGAAAGAAUGGAGAGAAGCAGAGAAAGCCAUCCAACAGACAGAGAGAAUCCAACAAGAACCAAACAUAACUAAAGCUGAUGUAGACAAGGCCAAACAGCAGGAAAACAGUCGCACACACGUGGCAGAGGCUUGUAAGAAGGAUUACGCCGUGCAGCAUCAAAAAUACAACAAUGAGCAGAACAACUUCUAUCGCUCAGAGAUUCCCUCCUUGUUAAAAAAUCUGCAGAACAUGGAGGAGAGACGGAUCAGGAUGCUGGCGGACGGUUACAUGCAGUUCUCUGAGACCGAGAAGAAUCUCCUGCCCAACAUCAUCAAGUGUUUAGAUGCCAUCAGCACAGCGGGGAGGAACAUCAAUGAGAAACAGGACACGGCAGCGCUCAUAGAUCAGUAUAAAAGCGGUGCAGCGCCCCCUGCUGACGUGGAGUUUGAAGAUUACAGUCAGAGUCUGAAAACCACUGGCAAUGAGAACACACCGCAGCUGCACAAAGCUCGUAUCAAACUGUUAUUCCACAAGAAAAGCAAGAUAACGUCUCCUGAUAAAAACAUGCCCCCGUCAGUGGAAGACUUCACUCAUCUUCCUCUUGAUCAGAGAAAGAAACGUCUGCAGGACAAGAUUGAUAAUAUCAACAGGGAACUGCAGAAAGAGAUGGAGCAGAGUGAGGCUAUGAAUAAGAUGAAGGGAGUGUAUGAACAGAAUUCUAAGCUUGGAGAUCCGUCCAGUCUUGAGCCUCAGAUCACACAAACCAUUCAGAACAUUGCCGGUCUGAAAGAAAAACUCCGGAAAUAUCAGGCACAGUUGAAUGAAGCCGGCGGUGUAUCAGGAUCACAUAAUAACAGCAGCAGCUCCAGCAUGUCUCCAUCCGAUGAGAAUAUUUAUGAGUUUGGUUUUGAUGAGGACUUUGUCGACGUGCCCAUCGGACAGUGUAAAGCACUCUAUAACUAUGACGGUGACAAUGAAGGUGCUGUGUGUAUCCGGAAGGACGAGCAGCUGACGUUAAUGGUGGAGGAUCAGGGCGAUGGCUGGGUCAGAGUUCAGAGGGCAAACGGAGACACAGGAUAUGUGCCUGCCUCCUACAUCCAGACCAUCUGAUUCAACCUUCAACAUGAUCAGACACAGACUGUAGAACCAAUAUCAGCCAAUCAGUCUAGAACUCUUCAGGAAGAUGGAUUAACAUCAUGGGAUUAAAAGGAUAAUUCAUCCAAAAAUGACAAUUCAGUCAUCAUUUAUUCACCCUUGUGUCAUGUCAACCAGUUCUUCUUCAGAAUACAACAGAAGAUAUUUUGAAGAAUGUUGAUCAUCCAGCAACACUGAACUCCAUUGACUCCACUGUAUGAACACAAAAUCACUGAGAUAUUUCUCAAAAUAUCUUCUUUUGUGUUCCACCGAAGGAAGACUCACAUACACACAUGAGAGAGAAUAAAGGAUGACAGAACUGUCACUUUAAAUCAUUCUGACAUGUCUCUCAGGUAAACAAAUGAUCUAAUGGGAUGUUAUAUAUAUUUUCUCUCUGUUGACAGCAGGGUUUACAGAACUCAAGUCUGAUGUCAUUAUUCUAAUGUGCUGUUGGUUAUAAUUUUAUGAUGUGUGUGUGCGCUGAAGAUGAAACAUCCAUUCAUUAAAAACACUGUUGUGAACAUCA
Molecule: messenger RNA, 2230 nt
Organism: Triplophysa dalaica
Lineage: Eukaryota; Metazoa; Chordata; Actinopteri; Cypriniformes; Nemacheilidae
Gene: trip10b
Product: thyroid hormone receptor interactor 10b
Exons: 15
Coding region: 169-1680 (503 amino acids)
Biological process (GO): signal transduction
Molecular function (GO): protein binding
Source: RefSeq, a predicted model, not a curated record